GUUCUUCUCCGCACGGAUCCAGCGGCGACGCCACCGCCGCGCUGGCGGCCAAUGCCGGGCGACCGCCGCCGGUGUGGGUUCGCCAUCAUUUAGUCUCUACGCCAGAGAGUGGGUGGAACUGGAUCACCGAGGCUCCCUUCGACCUAAAGUGUUCGCCUUCCUUUGCCCGGCGAUGGACAUGAUGGUCCCGACGCGGGGGCCAGCGGGUUGGGAGGAGUCGUGAGAGUGAGGGGGGAGGGCGAUGGGGGUGAUGGAGAGGUAGAGGGCAGCAAGGAAGGCGGAAUGGGCAAGGUGAUAAAGAUGAGCAAGAAGCCGUGGUCGGCGACUACCCGCUUGGCGAUCUCGGCCAGGGGGAUCCAGUGGUUUUUGCCAGGGGCGGCAGGACGGCGACGUGCUUCGCCAUGACCUGGAGGACACCGCGGCAGAACGCCUCGAGCUCGCCGCCGCUGUGCGCGAUGACCUGCUCUACUCCGGCUACAAUAGCAUCCGAGUUGUCCAGUUAUGGUCUCUAUACGCCUCAAGAAAUCGGUGAAUCUACGUAGCGACGACCGCUAUUCGCCACCGGCGCAGCGGUGGUGGUGUCGUCAGAUCCGUUCGGAGAAGAACGGAGAGGGAGAAAAGAGGAAGGAGACGCGUAUUUCUCCGUCUUGGAUGGCGGGACCCGCAUCCAUCAGCCAUUGCGGAGCUUGCAGCUGUGCGGCCCGGUCUGGUUCUGUCUUGGGGGAAACGGCUGACUGUAGAAGGAUCCACUUCUAUUUCUUUUGACCGCGAAGACUAUUGGAGCCUGCCGCGCUUCCGUGUUCCUUCCUUCCUUCCUCCGCGGCCAGCUCCGAACCGUAAAACUAACCCUAGAAGAAAAAGGGGAGAAAAUCUACCAAGCUUCUUCCUCAAUUCCUGGAGAUCUGAGUUCGAUCUCAUCUGUGCAAAGGUGAAAUUUUUAUUAACUCUUGUUUAAAGCAUGGAAGCUGUGGGAUCUGGAGUUCCCCACCUCAAAGUCUCUGGUUUUUGUCGCCGAAGAACUAACAAUUGCCCGGAAUUGUCACUCCAUAGGAUGAGGGCUUUCACAUGCAAUGCCAUAUCUACCUUCCCUUGUUUUGGGGAAGAUUCACAACGAAGCAAGCAACCAUUGGAGAUAGUUUCAGUCGCACACCAUGCCUCAGCUGAUAGCAGUGGCAAUUUUACCAAAUUAUCUUUCCAGGCGCCAAUUAAGAACCGACAUCUAGUUGGAAAAACAUUCUUUUCCAAGGAAGCAUGUGCUUUUGAUGAAAAAGUUAUGGGAAUGCCUCUGGGUAUUGCACAAGACAGGGUUGGGGUGCUACUAUUGAACCUUGGUGGUCCAGAGACCCUUCAUGAUGUUCAGCCAUUUCUAUUCAAUUUAUUUGCUGAUCCAGAUAUAAUACGGUUGCCAAGGUUGUUUCGGUUUCUUCAGCGACCAUUAGCCCAACUAAUAUCCAUGCUGAGAGCUCCAAAGAGUAAAGAGGGAUAUGCUGCUAUCGGUGGUGGGUCACCUUUACGAAGAAUCACGGAUGAGCAGGCACAUGCGCUGAAACUAGCUCUGGAAGAGAAGAACUUGCAUGCAAAUGUUUAUGUUGCAAUGCGAUAUUGGCACCCCUUCACCGAGGACGCCAUUCGUCUGAUUAAAAAGGAUAACAUUACGAAGCUUGUCAUUCUACCACUGUAUCCUCAAUUCUCCAUAUCUACGAGUGGGUCAAGCAUCCGUCGUCUUCAGGGUAUCUUCAGGGAAGAUGCUUACUUUGCAAGAUUGCCAGUUUCUAUCAUUGAAUCAUGGUAUCAACGAGAAGGUUAUAUCAAAUCAAUGGCUGACUUGAUAGAGAAAGAGCUAUUAGGCUUCUCUAAGCCUGAAGAGGUUACGAUAUUCUUCAGUGCUCAUGGAGUCCCACUCAGCUACGUGGAGGAUGCAGGAGAUCCUUACAAAGAUCAAAUGGAGGAGUGUAUCGCUUUGAUCAUGGAUGAGUUAAAAUCUAGAGGAAUUGCCAACCACCAUACCCUUGCUUAUCAGAGCCGAGUUGGGCCCAUUCAGUGGUUGAAGCCUUAUACCGACGAAGUUAUAGUUGAGCUUGGUCAGAAAGGUGUGAAAAGUCUUAUGGUUGUUCCUAUAAGCUUUGUCAGUGAGCAUAUUGAAACUUUGGAAGAAAUCGACAUGGAGUACAAGCAUUUGGCUCUACAGUCAGGCAUCGAGAAUUGGGGCAGGGUACCAGCCCUAGGUUGCACCUCUUCUUUCAUCUCAGAUCUAGCAGAUGCAGUCAUAGAAGCUCUCCCUUUUGCUUCUAGCAUGUCAAGUGCAAAGGACACAUCCAAAGAUGCCGACAUGGACCCAGUGCAAUAUGCAAUCAAAAUGUUCUUCGGGUCAAUCUUAGCCUUUAUUUUGCUGCUGUCACCUAAACUGUUCUCUGCAUUCAAAAAUUCUGUCAUCUAAGUUUUUUGUUGCAUGGUCAGUCUUUCCUCAUUCUAUUACGAAAACUUAAAGUGAUUGCAGUUGAUUGUUGUAAUAACAAACUCCUAAGAAAUUUUGAAUGAAAAUAUAGAUGGUGUAAAAGGGUUUACAGUGUCUUUGCUCA
Phoenix dactylifera (date palm) is the source of this 2579-nucleotide messenger RNA. Its product is annotated as ferrochelatase-1, chloroplastic-like. Lineage: Eukaryota; Viridiplantae; Streptophyta; Magnoliopsida; Arecales; Arecaceae. Gene Ontology annotation, biological process: heme biosynthetic process. Gene Ontology annotation, molecular function: protoporphyrin ferrochelatase activity. The record is from RefSeq and is a predicted model, not a curated record. Gene Ontology annotation, cellular component: mitochondrion.